AUGGCACUUGAUAGUGGCACUGGCAAAGAGAGCGGCAUCAAUCACGAUCGAGAGGACGAAGAUGCAGAUGCGAUCCUAGCAUCACUGGAGGUGGAAGACUCUGGAGCUUAUCGUGCUCGGAGACUGGAAGAAUUGAAAAAUGCAGCGGGCGCGUCCGCCGGGACUACGACCUUUGCCACGGUCAAGAAGGCCUAUAUCACCUUGAGCAGUGAUGACGAGGCUCUUGCUUUCACGACUGAGCACGAGAGGGCAGUGCUCCAUUUCUUCCACCCCGAAUUUGCGAGGUGUAACACAAUGGACACCCACUGUGAGCUCAUUGCAGAAAAGCAUGCGGAAUACGGGAAUGCGGAUGUUUCCUUUGCCAGAGUCGAUGUCAAAAAUGCGCCGUUUGUGGUUGAGAAGUUGCGUGUCAGAGUGUUGCCAUGUGUGAUUGGUUUUGUCAAGGGAGCAGUCAAAGGGAGAGUUACCGGUUUUGAGGGUCUAUGCUGGGAUGGCAAAGAGGGCAGUGUGGAUGUCACCAGAGCUCUGGAGGAUGUACUUCUCGGCUGGAAAGUGUUGACUAAGAGGCUCCUCCUUGGACACGAAGACGAGAGAAGUGAUGACAACGAGGAAGCCCCAGAUCAUCGGAAAGCAGUCCGUGGAGCUAUCCGCAGUCGCAAUCAGAAGAACGAAGAUGACGAUGACGACUGGGACUGA
Messenger RNA from Fonsecaea multimorphosa CBS 102226, 696 nucleotides. RefSeq lists its product as uncharacterized. The record is from RefSeq and is a predicted model, not a curated record. Gene Ontology annotation, cellular component: cytoplasm. The transcript has a single exon. Bases 1 to 696 code for a protein of 231 amino acids. Lineage: Eukaryota; Fungi; Ascomycota; Eurotiomycetes; Chaetothyriales; Herpotrichiellaceae.